GAGUGGAGUAACCUCACUUUUUAAUGUUUAUUGUUUAUGUUCAUAGUGAUUUUAUCAUAGAAAUAAUACUUUUUAUUAUUAUUUCUAUGAUUUUUAUCUUAGAAGUUGUUUCUUUUAUAUGUUUAUAUUAUUUUUUUGUGAUUUUGUCUAUUUGUGGUUUUAAAAUGUUUUACUUUAAAAACAUUGACAGUAAAUUAUUUAUUUGGUGUUAAAUUUGAUACCUUUUUAUCUAUACUUGCAAAAAAUGAGUAAAAGGAAGUCGAGCAGUCCUCAAAAGAAGGUGAAAACGUGGUGUGAAAAUGAUAUUAGUGGAUACAUUCCAGUUUUAAAAAAACAGAAAUCUAAAAAAAUUCCUCAAGGACCAUCCUACUUAUGCUGUGCUCCUACAGAACAAAAUAGAGACUAUUUUUUAGGAAAAUUAAAAGUUGGUACCACAAAUAAUGUUGCUUUAGAAACACAUAUUACAAAUUGUAAAUUAAGAUUUAAUGAGGAGUGUAACACAUUCAUACUUGACAAUGAAUCAUUCACGAUAGUUGUUAAUAUUGAUGUUGAUUUUGAUUUUAAAAUGAUUCAGGAAAUAAUUGCUACAAAAAUGUUUCCCAUAGAGUUUUAUUUCGAGAAUAACGAUGUUAUAGUGUUAUUUUAUUUAAAAGCGAUCCCAUUGCCAAAUUAUAACAAAAAAAUUUCUACAUGUUUAACAUUUUUAAUGAAAACAUGUCUGCAAAUCUUUCCAGAACAAAACUUAGAAUCAAGUAAUGAGAAACAAAAAUGUGAGGAGGUUAAAGACGUGUUUCAAAAAAUCAAACUUGUAAGAAGAAAUAACUUGCCAAUUAAUUUAAAUGCACAGCAUCCUAGUUUAAGACCAACGCUACGACCUUAUCAAGUUGACGCUGUUAGAUGGAUGAUAAAUAAGGAAACUAAAAUCCCUAAUGCAACAGCUGAAAUUCAUCCACUAUGGAAAUCAGUCACAUUACCCUCAAAAAAUAUUAUUUAUUACAAUUCAUAUAUAGGACUUGUGGAUAUUGAAAAGCCGAUAAUUGAUAGAUCCUGUAAUGGAGGAAUAUUGGCAGAAGAAAUGGGGUUGGGAAAAACAGUUGAGGUUUUUGCUUGCAUAUUAUUGAAUAGAAAAAUAGAAGAAUGCAACGUCGAAAACGUUGAAGCACCAACUAUAACAACAUUUCCAUUUCCCAUUAAGUUACCUAAAAAAAGAACUAAAACGUACGAUGAACAAAAAAUGUAUGUAAUAAAUGAUGAUGUAAAGGGUAAUGCUAAAAAUAGGAAGUCUAUAAACAGGCAAGCUCUACAAAAGUAUUAUGAAGCUGUCUUAAAAGGUACCACCAACAGUUACAAUCGAAAAGUUGAGGACCCCAUGGUGCAGUGCAUUUGCUCGCAACAAAUUGAAGAAGACAUAAUAGAGUGUGUUUGUUGUGGAAAAUCGCAGCACAAACAAUGUAUGGGAUAUGAUGAAACUUGCGGGCCAUAUAAAUGUUCUCAAUGUUGGAUGAAUGAGCCAAUGUUUGACGUCCCUGCAACUCUCAUUAUAACCCCAAGGUCGCUGAAAAAACAGUGGUGCGAUGAAAUUGUUAAGCACAUUAGUGGAAAGUUUAGGGUGUUGAAAUAUGAUGGAUGCAGAAAUUCCUCUUUGUAUCCUACAAAACUUCAUGAGUAUGAUUUGGUUAUAACCACCUAUAGUGUUCUGCAAACCGAACUAUAUUUAACGCACAAUAACGAAGAGAAAACAUUUAGACGUAAACGAAUUUAUUCGCCGCCAGGAAGUCCGCUGGUAAGAGUUAAUUGGUGGCGACUUUGUUUGGAUGAAGCUCAAGCUGUAGACGCCCCAAACUCGAUGGUAUCAGAAAUGAGUAAAAAACUAAGCGCCAAGUUAAGAUGGGCGAUCACCGGCACGCCAAUGUCCAGGGAUUUAACGGAUGUAUACGGAUUAAUAGAAUACCUUAAAAUUAGUCCGUACGAUGAUGUGGCAACUUGGACACACUGCCUUUACAACCCUUACGUUAGGGGAGAUCACAAACCAAUGUGCGAAUUUUUAUCAAAAGUUAUGUGGCGUUCAGAGAAAAAUGAUGUUUUAGAGCAGAUUGACAUUCCUGUACAGUCUCACAUUGAGCACAUGUUGGAAUUUUCCGCGGUGGAAAAGUUUUUUUAUCAGAAAGAACACGAGAUGUCCCGCGACACCUUUUUGUCGCAGCUGGAAAAGUUGGACCCCAACUCCACUUUGAGAAGUCUUAAUAAAGCUACCCUUAAAAAAAUUAUGAACCCUCUAUUGGCUUUAAGACAAGGUUGCACGAAUCCUAAUAGUACAAAGGGCAAAUAUUUGGCUACUAGAAAAAAAUUAACGUCGAUGAAAGAAUUAUUGGAGGCUUUGAUUGUUAAAAAUUUUACGGAAUGCGAGGAAAUGUUACGUGUUGUGAUAUCUGCUCUGAAUGCACUUGCUGGCAUCAACUUACUAUAUAAAAACACGCAUGUCGCUAUCGAGGAAUAUAGAAAAGUGUUGCAGCUGUCUGAAAAUUUUAAACUUAAAGAAAAUGGAGCGUUACAAGUCGAUACGUUGCAAUUAAUCCAUACCUUGCAUAACUUGGCAGAAGUAAUUGAAAAUGCAGAAAAUGUUACACCUACACUUCACGAUAAUACCUUAAAAAUUGAUUGUAUUAAACAAGAAGAGAAGUAUAUUGGAAAAUUUAUAAAUGAAUCGGCCGGUUGCUUUAACGAAUGGAACGAUUUAAAUAAAAAAACAAUCAAUUUAAAAAAAGCAUUUAAUCUUAAACAAGGACAAUGGUACUCUGACGGUAUGGACUAUUUGGUCAUGGGAGAUUAUCACAAUAAGGUUAUUUUAAAAAUUAAUAACAUCUGCGAGAAUAUGGGCAUAGAAUGCCCUUUAAAGGAGAACGGUGGUAAUAUUUUAUACAUCAUUGGUACUUGGGAUAGAAUUUUACACGAGCUAAGAGAAGAAUUGAUAGACAAUCUCAAUAGCUUGUUUACGGCAGAUUUAAAUGACGAAAAAGUCACUGUUAUAAAUAUACAGAAAAAUCUCGUUUCAGAGGCAAUGAAUUGUCACUUGAGACCCGACAAAAAAGGCAAGAAAAAAAGGUGUCAAUUGUGUGAAAUAGAAAAAAUGUUAAAAAAGUACGAGGCGAAACUGUUUUUAAAUAAAGUAAACCAACCUAGAGCUGAGAAAAAGGGGGAAUCUUCUUGGCUGCCCACACUACAAGAAGUUAUUCUUAAAAAUGUAUUUUUAAGUUUAAAGAACUCAAAAGCCAAUGAUGAAAUUUUAAAUGAUGGAGAAACCCAUAUAAAUUUAAUAACAGUACUGAAAGAUGAGUACAAGGUAAUGAGUAAAUUUUGGACUCACCUUUAUCAACAAGUUAGUGCUAAGGAUGAGUUGGAUAUUUGCAAAAUCCGUUUAGCUUUAAAAGAUUCUGAUUUGGAAGAGGAUAAAAGAAGCAAUGUUCUUAAAAAUUUGGACUAUGAAUUAAAGGAUAAAAUAAAGCAUUGCAAUUUGCUUAAUCCCCAUGAGCUUGGUUUUCUUGAAAGUAUUUAUCGCAUGGAAGAAAAACAAAGCCUCGCUAAUUUAGAAAGAAAUUUGGGUAUUAAAAAGUAUCUGGAAACGUUAAAAAAGCAACAAUAUGAAGGGCAACAUCCAGACCCAUGCCCAAUAUGCAAAAAUACUUUGGAGAACCAUUGGAGCAUAUUGCCUUGCGGCCAUUCCUAUUGUCUAGAAUGUAUACAACUGCAACUUGAAAAGGUUGUAGGUAAAUAUUUGCUGUGCUCAAUUUGCCGUCAAAAAUUUAAUUUAUCGGACAUUUCCUAUAUAAAGGCAGGCGACACUGUGGAUAAAAUUGAUACCAUUGAAAUAAAAGGAAAUUAUUCAACGAAGAUAGACGCCGUCGUCAAAUUGCUCAUACGCCUUAAAAAUAAAACGCCCGACGUAAAGGUUUUAAUAUUUUCAUCGUGGUUGGAUAAUAUUAAAAUCAUACAAGAAGCACUGAAUACAAACCAUAUUUUAAAUGAACUUAUCUCUAGUACAACAACUUUGGAAGAAAAAGUUAAACAUUUUAAAGAUCCAUCAAAAAUGUGCACGGCCUUGCUUUUACCCCUAAAUCUGGGUUCAAAAGGUUUAAACCUUAUUGAAGCUACUCAUGUUAUUUUAGCGGAACCAAUUUUAAACCCACAGGAUGAAUUACAGGCUAUUGGUAGGGUGCACCGAAUAGGACAAACUAGGAAAACAUUUAUUCAUAGAUUUGUUAUAAAAAAUACCAUUGAACAAAGUAUCCAUAAAGCAAUUACUUCAAACAGUGAGGAGUGGGAAUAUAAUAAGGUUACAAUAAAACAACUUACAGAAUUAUUUAUUCCUGAUAAUGAAGACAAAAAAACUUUAAUACCUGAUAAAAAUAUGCAAUGUGGCCCUAGUGGUAAUCGACUCGAAACUGAAUCUUUAAGUGACGAUUCGAAUCAGGGUGAUUCGAAUAGUGAUUCUGAUUCUGGAGUUCAAUAAAUAAUAUUUACCCGGUUUUGAAUACGAGCCUAGGCGAGCUUAGACGAGCCAAAAAGAUCUAAGGCGAACGAAGACUAUUGUCCACACCGAACCAAAGCGAGCCUAGAGGAU
Brassicogethes aeneus is the source of this 4618-nucleotide messenger RNA. The record is from the annotation of a GenBank genome assembly. NCBI's taxonomy places the organism in Eukaryota, Metazoa, Arthropoda, Insecta, Coleoptera, Nitidulidae.